Messenger RNA from Cyprinus carpio (common carp), 1559 nucleotides. RefSeq lists its product as uncharacterized. The record is from RefSeq and is a predicted model, not a curated record. NCBI's taxonomy places the organism in Eukaryota, Metazoa, Chordata, Actinopteri, Cypriniformes, Cyprinidae. Gene Ontology annotation, biological process: cytokine-mediated signaling pathway; immunoglobulin mediated immune response. Gene Ontology annotation, cellular component: external side of plasma membrane. Gene Ontology annotation, molecular function: cytokine receptor activity; protein binding. The transcript has 7 exons. The coding region runs from base 130 to 1212 and encodes 360 amino acids.
GUGUUCGAGAGUGUUUUAGAUGGUGUAAACAGUGUCUUUAGGUCUUACAAGUUUGAUCUAUUUUUUUUUAGAAAUGAGUGGUGCUGUGUUGAGAAGGUGGAGGUCACAAAUAAAGGAGCUUUGUUGAGGAUGGUUGGUGUCUUCAGUGUCUUUGAGCCUGGAGUGCUGCAGGUGCAACUCGCACCAAUGCCGGUGACCAAAGUGAUCCGCUCUUACGAACACAUCCAGCCUGCAUGUCCCACGGGUCUGAGCAUUAAACUGAGAGGAGAAGACUGGAUUUUCAACUGGACUUUAACAAAGUACCGUACUGUACCUCUGACUACUGAACUCAAGUACUGGAGCCUACUAACUCCUGAGGAUGUGAAGAGCAACUUUCUCUCUGACGGAGAGAUGGUGUUUGCUAUAUCAGAGCAUUCUCUCAAGGGUUCCUCAGAGUAUCGUGCUCAGGUUCGCUGUAAUGUGAGUGCAUCCAGACGUUCAGGAUGGCGUUACUCUGGAUAUCCCUCAGAGUGGAGCGACCCCGUCUACUGGACCACACGACCUGAACCUCUUGCGCCACAUCUAGUUACAUUUCUCCUGUACGUCCUCAUUGCGACUCUCGCGUCAGCUGUCUCCAUCAUAGCUUUUAUCAUUCUGGUUGUCGCUCAGCGAAGACUGAGAGAAUGGGAUGUGUCUCUUCCCUCUCCUGUCCACAGCAAAGUCUCAGAGGUGUCACAGCACCCCCAGAUGGACCACUUCCCCUGCUGCACCGAACUGAAGGAUCCUGAUAUCAGUAAUGCUCAGAUUGUAGAUGUCCAUCCGCAGCUGUCCUCAUUCGAUUCGGAGAAUACCUUAACCACUGAUGCUAACAGCCAGUUCAGAGAAACCGAGGGCAAUCCAGUGAUUUUGCAUGUUGAUGAUCCAUGCCUUGUGUCCUUGUGUUCCUCUGGGAAUGCAAUGGGAAUAAAUGGUCCAUUUCAGCCUCAUUCCACCAAUGUCCAUGACCCAGUUCUCCCAUGUUCAGAGGGAUACAUGCAGAAUCCUGCAACUUCUGUUGGCACUACCCAGAAUGCAUCGCAAGAGACUUGUCUGAAUGUAGAAAUGGAUGACGGAUACAUGAAUUGCCCUAAGCCUGAAUUGAUCUCACCUAAACUAAGGACAAAUUUAAGACAAGAUUUAAACAAAGAUGUUUUCCAUCCACCUUCUUCAGGAAGUGCUUCAGGAAGAUGCUGAGUGGUGUAUAUACAUAUUUAUAUAUUUAGCAUACUUUCAACUCACCUAAAACAGGAAAUCCCAGAAACUCAUGACUGCUGUUUCUGUAGUGACCACCAGAGUGUGGUACAGUACUACAUAAUCUACUGUAGUUUGAGACUUUGGGUGAUGUCAGGAGUGUGCAAGCCUGCUCCUGGAGAUCCACUGUUUUGCAGAGUUUAGCUCCGACCCCAAUUAAAUAUACCCAAUUAAACAUGAAAAAUGAACAACAUGAAAUCUCCAGGCAAGUGUGUUGGGGCACAUCGGGGCAUGAGUGUCUUGUGUAACUACUAAAUAUUUCACUCUGUACCUGUAAAACAACAUUAAAU